GUAAAAAUAGAGGGAAAACUAUAGUGAGAAAAAGACAAACUGUGAUAUCAAUGGAAGAAAAGCCCUAAAAACCUAUUUUUUCACUCUAGAUUUUGCAUCUGAGGAGCUGCUUUACUUCCGCAAUCAAUUCAUCACUCAUUAUUAUUAUUAUUAUUAUUUGGAUUCUUUCUUAGUUCAAUCAUGGGUUCAGAUGCGGAUAUGGAGGAUUAUGGAUUUGAAUACUCAGACGAUGAGCCUGAGGAACAAGAUGUUGAUAUUGAGAACCAAUAUUACAAUUCCAAAGGUAUGGUUGAAACAGAUCCAGAAGGAGCACUUGCAGGUUUUGCUGAAGUUGUCAACAUGGAGCCAGAGAAGGCAGAGUGGGGUUUUAAAGCACUAAAACAAACGGUAAAGCUUUAUUACCGUUUGGGUAAGUAUAAAGAAAUGAUGGAUUCAUACAGAGAGAUGCUUACAUACAUUAAAUCAGCAGUCACACGCAAUUACAGUGAGAAAUGUAUAAACAACAUCAUGGACUUUGUUUCCGGAUCAGCUAGUCAGAACUUUGGCCUCCUACAAGAGUUUUAUCAAACCACCCUAAAGGCCCUUGAAGAGGCAAAGAAUGAGAGACUUUGGUUCAAGACAAAUCUUAAGCUUUGCAAAAUAUGGUUUGAUAUGGGUGAAUAUGGGCGAAUGAGCAAGAUUCUGAAAGAACUCCAUAAAUCUUGUCAACGAGAAGAUGGUACAGAUGAUCAAAAGAAAGGGAGUCAACUUUUGGAAGUAUAUGCAAUUGAGAUUCAAAUGUACACUGAGACCAAGAACAACAAAAAGCUCAAGCAAUUGUACCAAAAAGCACUUGCGAUCAAGUCAGCAAUCCCACAUCCAAGGAUAAUGGGGAUAAUUAGAGAAUGUGGUGGAAAGAUGCAUAUGGCAGAGCGUCAAUGGGCUGAGGCUGCAACAGAUUUCUUUGAAGCUUUUAAAAACUAUGAUGAAGCUGGAAAUCACAGACGCAUACAAUGCUUAAAAUACUUGGUUCUGGCUAAUAUGCUGAUGGAAUCUGAAGUGAAUCCAUUUGACGGUCAAGAGGCAAAGCCAUAUAAGAAUGAUCCUGAGAUUCUGGCAAUGACAAACCUAAUAGCAGCAUAUCAACGAAACGAGAUAUUGGAGUUUGAGAAAAUCCUUAAGAGUAACAGAAGGACAAUAAUGGACGAUCCAUUCAUACGGAAUUACAUUGAAGAUCUAUUGAAGAAUGUUAGAACACAAGUGCUGCUUAAGCUGAUAAAACCAUAUACGAGAAUUCGGAUUCCUUUCAUAUCAAAGGAACUUAAUGUCCCAGAAAAAGAUGUUGAGCAGCUGUUGGUUUCACUGAUAUUGGAUAAUCGUAUUGACGGGCAUAUUGAUCAAGUGAACAGGCUUUUAGAGCGCGGCGACAGGUCCAAGGGAAUGAAGAAGUAUACCGCCAUCGAUAAAUGGAACACACAGCUAAGGUCACUCUAUCAAACUAUUAGCAAUCGUGUGUACUGACAUUAUUCUACUAUAUAGUAGUAUGUUUUUUCAGUGUUUUUUGGGCGGGAUCAACAACAAAACUUGAUUAAUUCCAGUGUGAGACUCCAAUGUCAUAGAAGCUACCGCUAGAUAUUACUAUAAUUUAGAUCAAGAAAAGUCGUGUUUCCAUAGUAAAUGCAUUUUGAAGGGGAAAAUGAGGGUAGAGAAUGUAUAAUCCAUAUCAACAAAUAAUUUUGAUACUGAGAAAAGUUUGAUUCAACGACAUAUUGGCCAAUCA
Mercurialis annua (annual mercury) is the source of this 1759-nucleotide messenger RNA. RefSeq names its product COP9 signalosome complex subunit 2. The transcript has 12 exons. The record is from RefSeq and is a predicted model, not a curated record. Gene Ontology annotation, cellular component: COP9 signalosome. Lineage: Eukaryota; Viridiplantae; Streptophyta; Magnoliopsida; Malpighiales; Euphorbiaceae. Gene Ontology annotation, biological process: protein deneddylation. Bases 181 to 1500 code for a protein of 439 amino acids.